CGAAAUUACCAGUAAAAUUACACCACCACCACCUGUAUAGAUUAGAUCCAAUCUCAAAUUAAGCCCUAGAUUCCAAUUUCCCCAAAUCUUCUCAAUGGCUACUCUGGAGGAACCCGACGUGCCGGUCGAACCUCAGAAUGAACCUCCUCCGGCCGAGACGGCGGAGGAAGAGAACCCGCCGGUGAAGACCGGCAAGGCGAAGAAAGCAGCCAAGGAGCCUAAGCCUAAAAAGGCUGCUGCUCCAAAGAAACGAAAUCCUCCUACUCAUCCUCCUUACGAAGAGAUGAUUAAGGAUGCGAUCGUGACGUUGAAGGAGAAGACCGGCUCGAGUCAACACGCGAUCACGAAGUUCAUCGAGGAGAAGCAAAAGAAUCUCCCGCCGAACUUCAGGAAGCUUCUGCUAUUCCACUUGAAGAAGCUCGUCGCCGCCGGGAAGAUCAUCAAGGUCAAAGGCUCGUACAAGCUUCCGUCUUCGUUGGCGGCGAAGCCGGCCAGUGCUGCUCCUGCGAAGAAGAAGGCGGCCGCCGCCGCGAAGCCGAAGCCGAAACCGAAGCCAAAGCCAAAGCCGGCUGCCAAGCCGAAGAGCGGGAAGUCCACCAAGGCAUCGUCAUCGACAAAGUCGCCGGCCAAGCCGAAGGCGGCUGCGAAGCCGAAGCCUAAAGCGGCUGCCAAGCCGAAGGCUCCCGCAAAGCCGAAAGCCGCUGCUCAACCGAAGACUAAGCCCGUUGCCACUGUGAAACCCAAGGUUACAGCCAAAACGAAGGCAGCGGCGAAACCGAAGCCUAAGCCGGCUAAGGUUGCGAGGACAUCGGCGAGGCUCUCUCCAGGGAAGAAAGCAGCGGCUCCCAAGGCGGCGCCAAAGAAAGCUCCCGCAGCUAAGAAGGCACCGGCAAAGAGCGCGAAGUCUCCGGCGAAGAAGGCUCCGACGAGAAAGGGGAGGAAGUAGGUCCGGAAUGAAGAGAUGAAGGCUAGUGUUUGUAGGGGUAGACAUGUAAAUCUCUUGAUUAUAUGCAAAAAAAAAAACCAAUAUGACAGACUUUUUUUUUUUUUUGUUUUGUUUUUUUUUUUUCCAGAUAUGUUAUUCGGCAUGUUAUUUUGCCUUAGUUUUUUUUGUUUUUGUUUUUUUUUCCUUUUUUUCUUUUUGGUUAUUGUUUUUUCGUUGUAGGGAUUUGGAAAUAGUUUGAGGUGUAACAUUUUUAAGUUUAAUGGAUUAUGCUUAUCAGUUUGGAGCACAAAA
Morus notabilis is the source of this 1237-nucleotide messenger RNA. RefSeq names its product histone H1. The coding region runs from base 95 to 946 and encodes 283 amino acids. Gene Ontology annotation, cellular component: nucleus; nucleosome. The transcript is spliced from 2 exons. The record is from RefSeq and is a predicted model, not a curated record. Gene Ontology annotation, biological process: negative regulation of DNA recombination; chromosome condensation; nucleosome assembly. Gene Ontology annotation, molecular function: double-stranded DNA binding; nucleosomal DNA binding; structural constituent of chromatin. NCBI's taxonomy places the organism in Eukaryota, Viridiplantae, Streptophyta, Magnoliopsida, Rosales, Moraceae.